AUCAAAACGACGUCGGUGUAAAUAAGUUCUAUCGAUCACGACCGAAAUGACAGACGAAGUCACCAUACCUGUGCCUCCGCCCCCUAAGGACUGUGCAAGAACUGACGACAGAAGAUUAUGGGUUGGGAAUUUAGACAGUCGAUUAAGAGAGUAUCAACUCCUCAAAAUGGUGGAAAACUUUGGACCACUGGUGGAAUUCGACUUUCUUUAUCACCGAUCGGGCCCUCAAGCUGGGCAGCCUCGCGGAUAUGCCUUUGUAACGUUUAAAUCCCCUGCUUGUGCGCAGGCAGCAAUGAACACCUUAGACGGGAAGAAUGUCUUAGGUCGGAGAAUGGCGGUCAAGUGGGCACAUGCACAGGAUGAGAGUAUGUAUGAAAGAACAAAGGAAAAACCUGCUCCACCGAUCCUUAGUGGAGGGAAAGGGGAAACCAGUCAAGUAAGCAAGAAGAGCAAGAUUGCUGCUCUUGAGGCCAAGUUAAAGUUACUGGAGGAGGACAGUCUGAAGGUGGACCUCAUGCCAGAUGUGGGGGCUGCAUCCUCAAGGCCAACUUCUGUCACGUAUGCCUUCAUAGAGCAGAAGCCCAGAGGACAGAAAGGUGCACCUAAGCAACACACUGCCAGUCAUCCCUACCACCGAUCGAAACCCACCAGAAAACACUAACUGUGGUGCUGAGUGGUGGAGACUCUUAUCAUCAUUAUAAUGCUUCCAUUUGUUGACAAAUGGAACAUUUGACACAUUCUCUGGCUUUUUCUAUUUUGGGCUAGUUUCACAUUCUCACCUCUUUACAUAUUUAUUCCAUGGUGUUGCCUUAAUGACACUGAACUCUAUGUUGUACAUAUCAAAUCAUGCACUAUUCUCAUAACAUUCAAAUCAUUAUUUUAGGACAGUGUUUGUGCAAAUGUUUAUGCUAGUGACUGAUACCGAAGCAUGGUUGUUGUUUUGGUUGCUUAUUUAUUGAUAGGGUGAAGAGUGUAAGGAACAUAUAUGAUUACAUACAAGCAGCCAUUGUUAGCCCUAAUAGUAAGACCAGAAACCACUGGGAGUAUCCUUUGUAGGUAGGAAUUGCAGUUUACACAUAUAUUUCAUAAGAGAGAUAGAAGAUAUGUAUAUAAUUUUUCUUUGAACAUACUGGCUUAUUUUACAUUAAUUAUAUCAAGAAGUUCUUACUUUUUUAUUAUAGAGAGGCACACUUGAGAGGCAGUAAAAAUGCACCAAAAGCAUUGUGUGUUUUAUUUAGAUUAUAUUUAGAAAAUAAACAAGAACGAUAUAGAUUAGUGUCAGUAUUAAACAGAGAUGAAAGUUCCUUGUUUAUUCCUACCAAAUAUAGAAUUAUAAUCCCAGCUUAUUUAUUUUAGUUUUAUUCCUUUUAGCAUAUAGUCACACAAACACCCAUUUGUUAAAGUUGCAUCUUUUUACAUCUUUGUUGCCUCAGAAUGAAAAUGCAGGUGCUUUGUUCUUACAUUUGAGGAAACACCUGUAAAUAUAUGUCUAUCAAUACAGCUUAUUGUUUGAAAUGAGCUGACUGUAUGUGUGAUAUUUUAGUCUCAUGCACUAGCAGAAAAAAAUCAUAUGCUUGGAAAGGAAUUCCUUAUAUUUUUUCACAGAUACCUCAUAGGUCACAGGUUUUGCAGAAGUAGCUUUUUUAGGAAAAAAGCAUGAAAUGGUCAUUAGUCAGAGGUAUUUAGAGAUUAACCCUUAAAGGAUGUUGUUCUUUGAUAUGUGUACAAACUGGAUGAAAUACUGCAAAAAAUAUCCUUGCUAUAAAUAUCUGUUUUAUAAAUAUCCCAAUUAAAGUGAUUUCAGCUGAAAUAAUUGUGUAUUAACUCAGUGUUGCUGGGAAAAUGCUGUGCUCAUUUUAAUUUUUUUUUUGUGAAAUGUGUCUGCACAUAGAUGGCCCUGCAAGUGCUUAGCCACAAAGGAGUCAUUUAGUAGACCUUGUGACCUUUACUAAUGCUAU
This is a messenger RNA of Penaeus chinensis, 1958 nucleotides long. RefSeq names its product probable RNA-binding protein 18. Gene Ontology annotation, molecular function: RNA binding. Bases 47 to 661 code for a protein of 204 amino acids. The record is from RefSeq and is a predicted model, not a curated record. The transcript has 5 exons. NCBI's taxonomy places the organism in Eukaryota, Metazoa, Arthropoda, Malacostraca, Decapoda, Penaeidae.